GAAACACUUGAAUCGAUAGGAUCAUGCGCACAGCCGUUGUUUCCGGAGUGGCCCGGCCCACUGGCAUCGGUCGCCAGAUAGCACGUACCCUUCUGAAUAAGGGCUACAAGGUCGUGGGUUGUGACAUUGCUCCCGAAGAAUCCCCAGAUGUCCCACAGUCUCCAGCGUAUUCCUUCGUCAAGGUUGACGUGCGGCGACUUGAGGAUGUACAUGCGUUGCGUGAUAAUGUCGAACGGGUGGCAGACGGCCCGCACCUCAACGUCCUCGUAAACAACGCGGGCAUCGCGACGCCAAAUCUGGAUUCCGCGGAUCCAGUCGGCAGCUGGCACUCCUUCAUCGACACAAACUUGACGGGCGCCUUCCUGAUGUCCCACGCGCUCCAGCCGCUGCUGCAACCGGGGUCCUCCGCCAUCAUCCACAUCUCCAGCACCCGAGCGCUGCAGUCCGAGCCCGGCUGUGAG
Astrephomene gubernaculifera is the source of this 461-nucleotide messenger RNA. NCBI's taxonomy places the organism in Eukaryota, Viridiplantae, Chlorophyta, Chlorophyceae, Chlamydomonadales, Astrephomenaceae. The record is from the annotation of a GenBank genome assembly.